Molecule: messenger RNA, 1908 nt
Organism: Orycteropus afer afer
Lineage: Eukaryota; Metazoa; Chordata; Mammalia; Tubulidentata; Orycteropodidae
Gene: MPP4
Product: membrane palmitoylated protein 4
Exons: 21
Coding region: 1-1908 (635 amino acids)
Cellular component (GO): adherens junction; plasma membrane
Molecular function (GO): protein binding
Source: RefSeq, a predicted model, not a curated record
AUGAUACAGUCAGACAAAGAAACAGAACCGCCAAAGAGGGACAUGGAGAUCUCUACGGCAACCAACUCGAAGAACGGCCUUUCUCAAAUCCUGAGGCUUGUGCUGCAGCAGCUGGGCCUGUUCUACAGCCGAGAUGUGAAUGGAGUGUGUCUCCUGUAUGAUCUCCUCCACUCCCCAUGGCUGCUGGCUCUGCUAAAGGUUUAUGACUGCCUCCAGGAAUUUAAAGAAAAUCAACCAGUUCCUGCUACAGUCCAUGCACAGGUGUUAUCUUCUGAGGUAAUGGAGGUAUUAUGUGAAACUCCUAAUGCCCCUGAGAUCAAUGAGCUGAGACAAAUCCUGGAGGGUCCACACUUUAAGGCCUUGCUCAGUGCCCAUGACACUGUAGCUCAGAAAGAUUUUGAACCCUUACUGCCCCCACUCCCAGACACUAUCUCUGAAAGUGAGGAAGCAAUGAGGAUUGUUUGCUUGGUGAAAAAUCAACAGCCCCUGGGAGCCACCAUCAAGCGCCAUGAGAUGACAGGGGAUAUCCUGGUGGCCAGGGUCAUCCACGGUGGGCUGGCUGAGAGGAGUGGGUUGUUAUAUGCUGGAGACAAACUGGUAGAAGUAAAUGGAGUUUCAGUUGAAGGACUAGACCCUGAGCAAGUGAUCCAUAUUCUGACCAUGUCUUGUGGCACAAUCAUGUUCAAGGUGGUUCCAGUUUCUGACCCUCCUGUUAAUAGCCAGAAGAUGGUGUACGUUCGUGCCAUGACUGAGUACUGGCCCCAGGAGGAUCCCUCCAUUCCCUGUGUAGAUGCUGGGUUGCCUUUCCAGAAGGGAGACAUUCUUCAGAUUGUGGACCAGAAUGAUGCCCUCUGGUGGCAGGCCCGGAGAAUCUCAGACCUUGGUACCUGUGCCGGGCUAAUCCCUUCUAACCACCUUUUGAAGAGAAAGCAACGGGAAUUCUGGUGGUCUCAGCCUUACCAGCCCCAUUGCUGCCUCAAAUCAACUUUAUUGAGUUCUAUGGAAGAAGAAGAUGACAUGAAGAUUGAUGAGAAAUGUGUGGAAGCAGAUGAAGAAACAUUUGAGUCUGAGGAGCUUUCAGAAGACAAGGAGGAAUUUAUUGACUAUGGUCAGAAGUUCUAUAUUGCUGGCUUCCGCCGCAGCAUGCGCCUCUGUCGCAGGAAGUCUCACCUCAGCCAUCUGCACAGCAGUGUGGGCUGCACCAGCAGCUGCUAUGGUGUGGUGGGCGCCCCUUAUGAGGAGGUGGUGAAGUACCAGCGAUGUCCCUCAGACAAGCACCGCCUGAUAGUGCUCGUGGGACCUUCUGGCGUUGGAGUCAAUGAACUGAGAAGACAACUCAUUGAAAUCAAUCCCAGCCAUUUUCAAAGUGCUGUGCCACACACUACUCGCCCCAAAAAGAGUUAUGAAAUGAAUGGGCGUGAGUAUCAUUAUGUGUCAAAGGAAACAUUUGAAAGCCUCAUGCAUAGCCACAGGAUGCUGGAGUAUGGUGAGUACAAAGGCCACCUGUAUGGCACUAGUGUGGAUUCUGUUCAAGCAGUUCUUGAUGAAGGCAAAGUCUGCGUCAUGGACUUAGAGCCUCAGGGUAUUCAAGUGGCUCGAACCCAAGAACUGAAGCCUUAUGUCAUAUUUGUAAAGCCAUCUAACUUCACUUGUAUGAAGCAGUCUCGGAAAAAUGCCAAGAUCAUCACAGACUACUUUGUAGAAAGGAAGUUCAAGGAUGAAGACCUACAAGAGAUGGAGGAGUUAGCCCAAAAAAUGGAGACACAGUUUGGCCAGUAUUUUGAUCAAGUGAUUAUGAAUGACAACUUGCAAGAUGCAUGUGUCCAGUUGUUGUCAGUAGUGAGGAAGGCUCAGGAAGAGCCUCAGUGGGUCCCAGCAACGUGGAUUGCUUCUGCUACUGAGUCUUAG